AUGGGUUCACAGAUAAAUAUACGAACGGGUAAGGAGUACGCUGAUGAAGAGUUGGGCCUAUUAAAGACUCAGCCAAUUCUUCAAAAUUAUGAACAGCUGAAAGUAUCAGAAACAGCACAACCGAUUUUACUGGAAUCGACUGUGACGUGUAAUGAAAUCGAAAAGGCAAAAGUCGCAGAAGAAUCAGUUACUGACCAUAACCGCCUACAAGCUAUGGAUCGAAACAGCAAUUCCAGAAAUAUUUCUCAUUUACGUAAGUCACGGACAUCGGAAAAACGCAGAGCGACUUCGUACGGAUCCGAAUGUUACCAUCCAAAAUGUUCUCAUCAAAUUUCCCAUCGCUCUGUACCUUCCAAUGCAAGCGUAAAGCAACGCAAUUGUCAACAGUGUUCAGAUGUUUAUGACAAUGUGAAAAAUGGUUCAUGUUGUGGCGGUAUGUGUAAAAUAAAUAGUUAUAAUUCAGGAACGACUGGUGCAACUCAUACGAAUGAACCAGUAAAAAAUAAGGAGGAUGAAGCUACUCAAACAUCCUACAGUAUUUAUCAGAAGAUGACCCAUUGUUCAAAACCGAUUCAUCAACAAGUUCGGCCGGAGAGCAAUUUUAUUAAAGCAAAUGUAUAUUCAUGCCAGAAGUGUAUUUGUAAAGGGAUUCGUGAGCAAUCGAGUCGAAACCGUCGUUGUGUAAGGUCGUCCACCGUUAAUGCAAUAAAAUCCCACGCUUGGAAUCAGAUGCUAUCAGCGUCAAACCAUCACCGCAAAGCAAAGUGCAGACAUUCCAUUCACAUAAUUGGUGGACCAAGCCAUCAAAAUAGGCCAAAGCAUGAUGUUUUAAAGUGCUACGGCUGUGGACGACUUACUCUUCGUAAAUGUUGCAAUGGUAGAAGCAUCGGUGUUCACCACUGUUCGGCUUGUCAUCUUCACAGCAAUGGUAAAAAUCAUUCAAGCGGUUUUCGUCAUACCUAUUACCGUAAACAUCACUAAUUUCCCGAGCAACUGGACCGAUAAAUUUCUCCCUCGAAGCUAUCGUUGGCACUGAUAUCAUCGAUAAUCGUCAUUCUACCAAAUGGAAAUGAAAGCUUUCGGAAUAUUGAUUUUUUGACAAUACUACUCUAAUGACAUUCACU
This is a messenger RNA of Loa loa (African eye worm), 1124 nucleotides long. RefSeq lists its product as hypothetical. Bases 1 to 981 code for a protein of 326 amino acids. NCBI's taxonomy places the organism in Eukaryota, Metazoa, Nematoda, Chromadorea, Rhabditida, Onchocercidae. The transcript is spliced from 8 exons. The record is from RefSeq and is a predicted model, not a curated record.